Molecule: messenger RNA, 1149 nt
Organism: Phyllostomus hastatus (greater spear-nosed bat)
Lineage: Eukaryota; Metazoa; Chordata; Mammalia; Chiroptera; Phyllostomidae
Gene: DDI1
Product: DNA damage inducible 1 homolog 1
Exons: 1
Coding region: 1-1149 (382 amino acids)
Biological process (GO): proteolysis
Molecular function (GO): protein binding; aspartic-type endopeptidase activity
Source: RefSeq, a predicted model, not a curated record
AUGCUGGUCACUGUGUACUGUGUUCAGAGGGACCUCUCCGAGCUAACUUUCUCCCUCCGGGUCCGCCCUGACUUUGAGCUCCGCAAUUUCCGAGUUCUCUGUGAGCUCGAGUCUGGCAUCCCUGCUGAAGAGACCCAGAUUUUCUACAUGGAGAGGCUCCUCGCCGACGACCACGCUUCUCUGGGCUCCUAUGGCCUCAAAGACGGCGACGUGGUUGUUUUACUUCAGAAGGAGAAUGUAGGACCUCAGCCUUCAGGUCGCUUGUCGAGCCUGCCUCUGGUAGAUCUCACUGGGGUCACCACGCCUGGGACAUCCAGCUCCCGGCAGCAGCAGCAGGCACAUUCAUCCCGGCAGUCCCAUGGCCUAGGCUCUGGAGAGAUGACAUCUGCUCAAGGCCUGGGCAGCCCUGCCUUGAUUCGAAGCAUGCUGCUCUCCAAUCCCCAUGAUCUGUCUUUGCUGAAGGUACGCAAUCCUCCGUUGGCGGGAGCCUUGCUCAGUGGAAACCUUGAGACAUUUUCUCAGGUCCUGAUGGAUCAGCAAAGGGAAAGUGCCCUGAGAGAGCAAGAGAGGCUUCACCUCUACUGUGCUGACCCAUGUGAUUUGGAAGCUCAGGCCAAAAUAGAAGAAGAAAUCCGGCAGCAAAACAUCGAGGAAAACAUGAAUAUAGCUAUAGAAGUAGCUCCAGAGAGUUUUGGACAAGUGGCCAUGCUCUAUAUCAACUGCAAAGUGAAUGGACAUCCUUUGAAGGCUUUUGUUGACUCGGGGGCUCAGAUGACUAUUAUGAGCCAAGCCUGUGCUGAGAGAUGUAACAUAAUCCGGCUGGUGGACCGAAGAUGGGCUGGGGUUGCUAAAGGGGUGGGCACACAGAGAAUCAUGGGCCGAGUUCAUCUAGCUCAGAUUCAAAUAGAGGGCGAUUUCUUACAAUGCUCUUUCUCUAUCCUCGAGGAGCAGCCCAUGGACAUGCUUCUAGGGCUAGAUGUGCUCAGGAGACACCAGUGUUGCAUUGACUUGAAGAAAAACGUGCUGGUGAUCGGCACCACUGGCACGCAGACUCACUUUCUUCCUGAGGGAGAGUUGCUCCCAUGUGCUAAGCUGGUAAGUGGUACUGGGCAAGAAGAGUCUUCAGGCAAGGAUGGCAGAUACUAUUAA